CAGACCAGAUCUCGUCAUACGGAAAGAGCUGUCUCCGGAAAGCAAGUUCCUUGAACAGAUAAGAGCAAGCCUAAGAGAGACACUUGCAAAGGCGUCCUUCUCUCUACCCUCUUUCACCUCACCCUCCUCUCCUCUUCGGUCUCCUCGCCAGCUCGUCGAAACGCGGUUUCUUCCCGCACCGCGCUGCAACUUGGACGACGACGCAACCUCCACCUCUCACUAUGGCGUCCGCUUCCGUCCGCGGCCCGUACGCCUGGCUAGGCAUCCGCGAGCAUCCGUACGAUCCGCAAGCUCGCUUCGUCACCUCCUACGUCCUACCUCCCCUCUAUCUUGCACUGUGGCGGACCGUGAUCGCUUUGUAUACGUUUGUGACACUCAUUCUCGUCUAUGCGUUCAACGGCGUGCAGGAAUUCAGCUACUUCACCGUGCUGACCUACUGGGGAGUCUGGGCCUAUCACACUAUCUCGGCCAUCCAAACCUUUUCAUUUUACUGGGAUCUUCGACGCUGGUCGAAGUCUCAAUCCUCGCAAGAUCCAUCCAUCGAUGCUGAGAAAGCAAGAAGCGACGAAGAUGGGCAAUACAGUGACAAAGCGCAGAGCUGGCUCUCGCGUUACUUUCCAAGGCCCCUUCAAUUCGCCCACUCGUUGCUCUUCAGCACGAUUUGCUCUUUCCCUCUCAUCGUGACAAUCGUCUUUUGGACUGUCCUGAAAGAUGGCGCUUUCGAUUCGAUGCGCACCACCUGGCAGAAUCUGUCAGUCCACGCACUCAACCUCGUCUUCGCCUACCUCGACAUUCUCGUCUUGGGCCGCGAAGCGAUGCGUCCAUGGUCGCACCUCUUCUUCGUCGUCUUUCUGAUUGCCUGCUACGUCGGCGUCGCCUACAUCACCUACGCCGACCAGCACUUCUACACCUACGACUUUCUUAACCAGGGAGAGCAUGGAACGGGGACAGUCGCGGGCUACGUCGUCGCCAUUGGCGUUGCGACGGUCGUGAGCUUUCUGGUGGGCCAGUUCGCAAUUUUCAUUCGGGAGUACGUUGCCGCAAAGCUCCUUCCGUCAGAAGGACACUGGGGCACAGCCCAGGUCCGAAGUGUCCCGGACGAUGCGCUCGUUCCGACAAAGCUCGGACCAGGUCCAGAGGGAGAAGGUGGGCGCAGGCACAAUGCCGAAGACGGCUGGAGGCAGCGGCUCUCAUUCGAUUCUCUCUCCGCGACACCACGAAAGCGGCAAAGCAUCGCGACGGACAGAUCCAGAGCCGAACAUGGGGAAAUUAUCGAAGCAUAGAUGGCUACCUCUCUCACGCUCUCCCUUCUUCAGCCCUCCGCGCAUCCUAAAUUGAUCUCUAUUCCAUCUCAUUAGUGUAGCCUGAAGGAGAGCAGCUCAUUCAUUUUUUAUAUGCUGUCCGUCUAGAAAUCCAAUUAACAUUCUACCCUCAAUUGUCAAUGAGAUGGGAUGCAAGGUGGGGUAU
This is a messenger RNA of Acaromyces ingoldii, 1467 nucleotides long. RefSeq lists its product as hypothetical. The record is from RefSeq and is a predicted model, not a curated record. Gene Ontology annotation, cellular component: membrane. The coding region runs from base 222 to 1283 and encodes 353 amino acids. The transcript has 3 exons. Lineage: Eukaryota; Fungi; Basidiomycota; Exobasidiomycetes; Exobasidiales; Cryptobasidiaceae.